AUGGGCAACCACGCUGUUUUCAGGUCCGCUCUGGUUUGUUUGGCCCUAGUUGUAGUGAUAGUUGGGAUUUGCACGCAGUCUUUUACGAAGAUGAUGGUGACGUACCUGGUGGGCGUGGUCGGAAUCGGGGGUGUUCUUUUGCCGGAUUGGGCUUACUUUGACAGGGACUUUUCGCGGUGGGGUUCUCCAGUUACGGUUGAGGAAAGAGCCUCUGCGUAUGCAACUGCGGAAAGAUCUGGACUAGCAAGAUUCAAAAGGUAUCCUAUGAGAUUAACUGCUUAUGCCUCAAUCUAUGGGUUUGCUGUGUAUAAGUGGUGGAGCUUUGUAUCAAGUUAA
Molecule: messenger RNA, 336 nt
Organism: Argentina anserina (silverweed cinquefoil)
Lineage: Eukaryota; Viridiplantae; Streptophyta; Magnoliopsida; Rosales; Rosaceae
Product: signal peptidase complex-like protein DTM1
Exons: 2
Coding region: 1-336 (111 amino acids)
Biological process (GO): anther wall tapetum development
Cellular component (GO): endoplasmic reticulum membrane; signal peptidase complex
Source: RefSeq, a predicted model, not a curated record